Molecule: messenger RNA, 591 nt
Organism: Baudoinia panamericana UAMH 10762
Lineage: Eukaryota; Fungi; Ascomycota; Dothideomycetes; Mycosphaerellales; Teratosphaeriaceae
Exons: 2
Coding region: 1-591 (196 amino acids)
Source: RefSeq, a predicted model, not a curated record
AUGGCUGGUACCGGCCUAGUGACCGAGCUUGUCGAGAUGCAACUGCUGGGCUUGUGGCAAGACUUCUUCCCAACCUUCGAGGCGACCUUUUUGCCGGUGCUGUUGGCGGCACCUGGCAUACUGAGCGUUCGCACUGGACCGAAAUACGCCAGUCACAGCUGUCAUGAGGACGUACAUGCCGCCAUCUCAAUUACGCAAUGGACGAGCCUGCAAGCCCACGAAGAUUUUCUGAACGGUCCAUCUGCCAAGAGCUUCUUUGACGGCCUCGGAAGAUGGAUGGCUGGACCGCCGAAGGUUGGGCACUUCGAGCUCGGCAGUCUGCGCGGCCAUGGAAACUCAAGCUGGCUUGCACUGUCCAGAUCCGGCUUGAGUAACAAGAGCAGCAAGCCGAGUGACACUGCAGGUGUUGAAGCCACAUUCUCGGCCCGUUGCGUUGAGAACGAUGGCAUAAUGCUGCAGCUGUUCGUGUGCUCGACGGAGAAUGCCAUGAGGAACGUAGUGCAGUCGGCUUACGGCAGUGGCGAAGUGUUCGGAAUGCAGGUGCGGAGUCUCGGGUUCCCGUCGACUCCACGUUCGCGCGGAAAGCUGUGA